AUGACGUCAAGGAUUUUCCAUUUACAACAGAUUUUAAAUAACCCAAGUGCGCUCAUUGAGCUCGAUGUUAUCACACUCACUAGUGAUAUAAACUACUAUGAAUGGCAUGAUAGUUUAACUGACUUUUUUGAAAUUUACUCCACUGACUUAAUUAAAUACUGCAAUACUGGAAAAAUUGCCCUUUAUAUGGAUGAGUCUGACGCAGAUGAGCCCGUUCUUAUCAAUGCGCUCGAUAAUAUCUCUAGAUUGAUAAUCAAGAAUAGCGUUGCGCCAGAGAUUCGAUCUCACUUGAAUGGACACUACAAAACUGGUCGUGAAAUGUAUCAGUAUCUCAAAAGAGAAUAUGGAACUGUUCGCUUUCGUACUGCUGUCGAAUUGGCGUAUCAAUUACGGUUACGACCUUGGAAAAAUCAAAAAGGUUCUCGCACCCAACACUACCAUGAUGCUGUGAAUCAUUUUGAUAUGGCUAUUGCCAAUCGAAUCCCCUAUGCCGCAUAUCGUGGAGUCCUCUACAUGGCUGGUCUUCGUGCCGAGGGUUUUCUGAAACAACAAAUUGAUGGAAUGAUUAGUAAGUUUCAAAUGGAGUAUUAUGAUGAUUGGAAUAAAUUUACCAUUCCUAUCCUCACAUCCAUUUUUGACCGCAUAAUUGAGGAUUUUCCCUAA
This is a messenger RNA of Lodderomyces elongisporus, 663 nucleotides long. Its product is annotated as DUF5314 domain-containing protein. The record is from RefSeq and is a predicted model, not a curated record. The coding region runs from base 1 to 663 and encodes 220 amino acids. The transcript has a single exon. NCBI's taxonomy places the organism in Eukaryota, Fungi, Ascomycota, Pichiomycetes, Serinales, Debaryomycetaceae.